Messenger RNA from Theobroma cacao (cacao), 3786 nucleotides. NCBI's taxonomy places the organism in Eukaryota, Viridiplantae, Streptophyta, Magnoliopsida, Malvales, Malvaceae. The record is from RefSeq and is a predicted model, not a curated record.
GAAACCGAGGCCUGAAUUCGGAAUCAAAUAACUAUCGAUUUCACCGAUUUAGGGUACCUAUUCCCUAAAGCCCAAGCCUAAACGGUACAAGAUAUUUUCUAUUUCUCUCUCUCGCGUCGCCUGAGAGUUUCUUAAGCUUCCCCUUCGAUUAAGCCCCAAACCCUAGAAUUUCAUGGCGUAAAUUAUAAGUUCGAAUCUCUCGCUCUCUCUAACAAGCAUUUCUCUCACUCACACACCAUCUCAAAGCAAAAGGAUCGCUCUUCAAACCCUAGAAAAUGUCGGGCGGAUUUUUCCGGGGUACUUCGGCUGAUCAAGACACUCGGUUCUCCAAUAAGCAAGCGAAGCUACUGAAAUCGCAGAAAUUUGCUCCUGAAUUGGACCAUCUGGUUGAUAUGACGAAGGUUGAGAUGGAUGUUAUUAGACCUUGGAUUGCUACUCGGGUAACUGAGCUUCUCGGUUUUGAAGAUGAAGUUCUUAUUAACUUCAUCUAUGGUCUUCUGGAUGGGAAGGAAGUCAAUGGCAAGCAAGUUCAGAUAUCCCUCACUGGAUUCAUGGAGAAGAAUACUGGAAAGUUUAUGAAAGAGCUCUGGAUCCUUCUGCUUAGCGCGCAGAGAAAUGCAAGUGGUGUUCCUCAACAGUUUUUGGAUGCUAAAGAAGAAGAAACUAGGAAGAAAAAGGCGGAGUCAGAUCGGAUAGCAAAUGAGAUUCAGAAGAAGAAAGAUAAGGAGAGUGGAGAACUUGAACAGGAGAGAUUGAGGAAGAUGGACAAUGGGGAUGAAAGGAAGGCUGGCGACCUGGAGUUGGAGCCAUCCUCAAAGAAUAAGCUGCCAAAGAGUUCAAGUGCACGUCCUGAGGGUGAAAGAGAUGCCGACCAAAGGAAUGGUGUUGGAAGGAAGAGAGUUUCUAGAUCUCCAUGUUCAACUGACCGUUCUGCAUCCCCUCGGGGACCGCGUUCUCAAUCAAUCAGCAGAUCACUUUCUAAUUCAAGAAGCUAUUCAGAUGACAAACAGAAGUCUAGGAGUGUAUCCAGAUCACCUCAACAACGACAGCGUUCCAUUUCUUCUGAUAGGAUGUAUCAUUCGCCAAGAAGGCGAUCUCUAACUCCUCGAUCUAGACAUUCACCUCGGUCACCACGUUCCCCUGCAAGACGAAGAUUGUCUUAUUCUAGGCGAAGAUCUCGAUCUCGCUCACCUCGCAGAUCACGAUCUCCUAUAAGACGUAGAUUACGUUCCCCAUAUCGGCGCAGAUCACCUACACCCGUGCGUCGUAGAUCACGGUCACCCAUCCGGCGUCAUAGAUCACCAUCACCUAUCCGACGUCAUAGAUCACCAUCACCAAUCCGACGUCAUAGAUCACCAUCACCAAUCCGACGUCAUAGAUCACCAUUAUCAAAUCGACGUCACAGAUCACCAUCCCUUGUUCGACGUCGUAGAUCUCCAUCACUUGUGCGUCGAAGAUCUCCAUCACCUGUGCAUCGUAGAUCUCCUUCGCCUGGGCGCCGUAGAUCUCCAUCACCUAUACGUCGUAGAUCUCUGUUUCCUGUGCGCCGUAAAUCUCCAUCACCCUUGCGACGUAGAUCACCGCCCCCUAUGCAACGUAAAUCACCUUCUCCUAUGCGACAAGAGCGUCGUAGAUCUUCAUCGACACCACCACGAUACAGGUCAUCAUCUCUUGUAGGACAUAGAUCACCAGCUUCCAGCCAUAGGUCAAUAACUCCUUCCCAUGGUAGGUCUCGUUCACCGUAUCAAUCAAGUUCUUUGUCUCCUGUGCAACGUAGAUCUUCUUCACCAGUUAUGAGGUCUCCAGAGAAACAAAGAUCACCUUUGCUUUCUCCUGGAGAAAGACAAGGAGUGCGUGGAAAGUUGUCUCCUGUGGGACGUAGGCUCUCUAGUUCCCCAGAUAGAGAUCGUAUGGAUCAGAGGGAUGCAGGUUAUAAAGUGCCAGCUUUGUCACUGUCCCCAAAUAAGUUUUCUGUAUCCAAAUCUCCAUCUCAUGUGAGGAAUCGAUCUGCCAGUGAAGAUAGAAGGUCAUCAAGUCCGUAUGAGAGUCCUAUGAGGCAAAGGCGGGAGCGAAUUGCUAGUCAUGACGGCUCUAGUCCUGAGCGGAAACCAAGAGAAUUGAAAGGUCAACGGGACAGUAAAGGGACUGGCAGAAAAAAUGAAGCCAGCAGAAGCAGGCAUUCACCGCUAGUCAGUAAGCAGAGGGUUUCUCCUAGGAAGGUUCAUACUUCUGAUCAAUUAGCAGGUGGUCGGUCUACAGAAUCUUUGAGUCGGCUUGAUAACAUGGAAUCGAGAAAGAAAGACCUUGAAAUCAAGAGUGAGAAGUGUUCUGGAAAAGGGGUUGAUUUGGGAACUCCUGAUCGACAGAGAUCGCCUGCAAUAUCCGAGGACACAUUUCAAGGUGAGAAGCAAAGUUCAUUGCACCUGAGAGAAGGAAAAAGAUCUAGUGAGAGGGGCCGUUCCCGUCAAAAUGAUAUAAAGGACAGUGAUCAACGCCACAAAGCAGAAACUUCACCAAUGUUGCUUGAAAAACUUGAUCAGUAUAAUCAUGGUUUGGAUUCAGGUUCUGAAGGAAGUGAUAAGCACAGAACUAAGCAUAAGGAAAAGAGAAAGCAUAAAAGGUCUGAGAGGCGUGAAGUUACUUCAGAUGAUGACUCUAGUUAUGAUUCUGAAAUAGAGGGCAGAAAAGAGGCUAAGAGGAGGAGGAAGGAAGAAAAGAGAUUGCGAAAGGAGGAGAAGCGGAGACGUCGUGAGGAGAGGCGUCGCAGAAGGGAAGAACGUCGUGCGGAGAAGCUGAAAAUGAAAGGUCAAGAUGAUGGCUCUAGUUCAGAUGGUGAACAUGUGGCUAAGAGGAAAUCUCAACCAAGUGAUGAUGAAGAUGCAGAGACUGAGCAGAAGAAGCUUGAAAUUGAGUUAAGGAAGAAGGCGAUUGAAUCACUCAAAGCGAAGAAGGGCAUUAGUCGCUGAAUCUUUUUGUGUCUUUUGAACAUUAAUAUGUUAUUUUCUUUUUGUUGAGCAGAUAUAUUUAAAGUUUGAUAGGAGUUUUUAUGUUUCGAAUUGGAGUGUCUUUAUAUAUUGGUUACUUGCUUAAUGUAGUUUGUGUUUACUGCUGGCAGCUGGAAUGGAUAAAUGAGGAUUUCCUGAGCUUUUCUCUUGAGUGCAACUUUAUGCAGACCUUGCUGCUAGAUUUCUGGUAAUAACUGUCUUCCCUCAGUUGGGAAUUUGUUUUUUUAGUCACAUGGGUGUGAAGGCAUGCUGUUGCCUUGGUUGAUUUUUGUGGUUGACUUAAUUUGAUGCACUCGAUGUGAAAUGUGAGUUUGAUGUAUGCCUGAGGGAUGGAAUUAACCAGAUAAAUUUAUUUUCAACUAGAUGACUUGGUUGAGCAGGCCAUGUGCAGAUCUCCAAUUUGAACCUCAAUUCAGCUUGAUAGUUGUUCCGGGGACUUUGUUUUCUAAAAUUAUUGCUGGUGCUACGGUUAUCGGACUUAUCCUGGCCUGAUUAUGCACUGAAAAGUUUCUGCAGAUGACAUCGUCAUGUAUGUAUUUGCACUGAUUAAAUCUGUAUGAGAAUAUUUCUUAAAAGUCCUAAAGGUAUAUUUGCACUGAUUAUGCACUGAUCUAUUGCAAUUCCUAAUCAGCUAUUGGUUUGGGAAAUGUCAUUAUAACCAAAUCUGAGCCUGUGGGCUCUAGGAUGUUAGGAUGGAUGGCAAUGUAGUGUAUAUUUGAAGUAUGGCAAGGAUAAAAACAUUGCUUAUGUAAGAUGAAUUAGGCAAUCCUUCUGUCUCCCA